Molecule: messenger RNA, 290 nt
Organism: Staurois parvus
Lineage: Eukaryota; Metazoa; Chordata; Amphibia; Anura; Ranidae
Source: the annotation of a GenBank genome assembly
GUGCCAAGUGGUAGGGAAGGAGGUACAAGUGCCGGUAGGGAAGGAGGUACAAGUGCCGGUAGGGAAGGAGGUACAAGUGCCGGUAGGGAAGGAGGUACAAGUGCCGGUAGGGAAGGAGGUAUAAGUGCCGGUAGGGAAGGAGAAGUGCCCUGUAGGCAGGAAGGGGGUAGAAGUGUCCUGUAGGCAGGAAGGGGGUAGAAGUGUCCUGUAGGCAGGAAGGGGGUAGAAGUGUCCUGUAGGCAGGAAGGGGGUAGAAGUGUCCUGUAGGCAGGAAGGGGGUAGAAGUGUCC